This is a messenger RNA of Physcomitrium patens, 1824 nucleotides long. RefSeq names its product auxin transporter protein 1. Lineage: Eukaryota; Viridiplantae; Streptophyta; Bryopsida; Funariales; Funariaceae. The record is from RefSeq and is a predicted model, not a curated record.
GCUGGAUCCCCUUUUUGUCUGCUUCCCUCAGCCAGAAAUAAUUACACUUGUGCAGCUCGUGAAACAGUGUUCCAAACAACUCUCUUUCCACCGCCUACGUUGGCUAGCAUGAAGACUGAGAGAUCAGAGAAACGUUUGUUGAAGGGGUGAGUGCAUUCUGGUGUGGAGGUUGUAGAAUGAAGGACUUGAGAAGUUAUUGAGAGAGCCAGCUUGGAACAGCACCGUCUGUAUCCAUGGCGGCAGUUGAUAUCCAUCAAGAAUCGGAGGUUGAGCUCGGCGGAAAGAGAAGAUGUUCGAACGGGUUUGGAGGAUGGGGUUUGAAAGGACUGUUGCAACCCACCAGCGUUGUGGCGAGUGCGUCAGCGUUCGAUGCUUGGCUUGUUGCUGCAGCUGGGCAGAUAGGCCAAGUGCUGGUUACCCUACCAUAUACGAUGGCCCAAAUGGGAAUUGCCCUCGGUGUGGUUGCUUUCAUUUUAUACGGAGCUUUGGGUGCCUGGACUGUGUACCUGCUUGUGUGGCUCUACUUGGAGCACAAAGCCAGAUAUGCCGCCGAUGGAAAGGUUCAACCAGAGAGGCAUAUUCUUCAGUAUCAUGAAAUCAUAACAGGUCUGACGGGAAAGUUGGGCGGCAACAUAACUUACUUCUUCAUCGUUUUUACAAUGUUCCUAAUAUGUAUCGUUCAACUGGUUGCAUCAUCCAGUGAUCUCUACUAUGCAAAUGACAACCUGAACAAGCGAGAGUGGCAAUAUAUUGUCGGAGCAGUGGCAUUCUUAACCGUUUUUGUCCCAGAUUUCAAACACUUCCGUUUAGGUUCCCUAAUUGGCGUCUUGACAACCUCCAUCACGUCCGUCUACAUGCUCAUUGCAGCGAUCUCUCAAGGCCAGGGAGCUGGAGUUACCCACUCAGGUGUAGCCGACAAAGUGGAGUUCUUCACCGGUGCCACGGUUAUAUUAAGUGCGUUUGGAGGUCACGGAAUCACCAUCGAGAUUCUGGAGUCCAUGAAGCGGCCAGCGUCAUACAAAUGGGUGUGCAUAGCAGUGACAGUGUACGCACUGCUGGUGACAGUCCCUAGCGCCAUCGCGGUCUACUGGUCCGCCGGGGAUAUUCUACUUGUGCGCUCCAAUGCGUUCGCCGUGCUGCCUCCAAGCGGCUGGCGCACAAUGGCAGUCGCAUCGCUCGUCAUCCACCAAGCUGCAGGCUUUGUACUCUUCUCGCACCCAGUCUUCCUGCUCUGCGAAAAGGCAGUCGGAGUGCACACCAAAGCGUUCUUUCUACGAAUCCUUGCCCGCAUUCCAGUUGUCGCUGCCAUGUGCUUCUUCGCCCUACUUCUACCAUUCUUCGGACCCAUAAACUCCAUCAUCGGGGCAUUCGGGGUCGCCAUCGGGAUGUACAUAAUCCCCUCCGUGGCGUUCCUCUUCACCUACCGCUCCAGCUUCGCUCGCCAGAAUUCGGCUGUGCGAUUGCCAGCACUUCUUCCGAGCUGGAAGCUCCUGUUUCUUGUGAACGGGACCAUCAUCGUGUGGUGUUUAGUGAUCGGCGUUGGGUUCGGCGGAUGGGCUUGCAUUGUUAACCUAGUGCGGCAGAUCAACAGCUUUGGUUUGUUCGAUAAGUGUUACCAAUGCCCUCCUAAUCCGUAAACAACAUUUAAUUCAAUGAAGGUCCUACUUAUAUAUAUAUAUAUAUAUAUAAUUUAUAUCACACUUCAAAUUCUCAUAUGCCUGAAUCAUACAAUCAUCUUUGAAGAAAAGACAGUCUUCAUAGAAAAAGAUUAACAUGACGUAUUUAAAUGUUUUAUAUAUCAAAUAAAUUAUUACUUCAAAACAA